Molecule: messenger RNA, 149 nt
Organism: Racocetra fulgida
Lineage: Eukaryota; Fungi; Glomeromycota; Glomeromycetes; Diversisporales; Gigasporaceae
Source: the annotation of a GenBank genome assembly
GCGAACUAAAGUUUGUCAAAAUGGUAGAAAAAAUUGAUCUUUAUAUGUCUUGUCCCGUAAAAAGAAUUGGUUGUACAAAAGAAAACAACCCGAGCUAUUGGGAGCAUGCCAAUUGUGGCGGCCGUAUGUAUAUUGACACUGAUGCUGAC